Messenger RNA from Diorhabda sublineata, 3408 nucleotides. Its product is annotated as probable pseudouridine-5'-phosphatase. The record is from RefSeq and is a predicted model, not a curated record. The transcript has 4 exons. NCBI's taxonomy places the organism in Eukaryota, Metazoa, Arthropoda, Insecta, Coleoptera, Chrysomelidae. Gene Ontology annotation, molecular function: phosphatase activity. Bases 350 to 1033 code for a protein of 227 amino acids.
CAAAACUAUACUGAUUGGUAACCACGUGACAUCAAGAAUUGCGGUGAUUGGUGUUUCCUUAUUCCAUCAUGUUUGAUAUAAAUGUCACUGAAUUAUAACAAUUAUAAAACAUGGUUUGAUUUUAAAACGCGUAUAAAUUAAUAAAAUGAAUAAUUUACAUCUUUAUCUUCAAUUAAAUUUGUAGUUUAUUGUUUUUCUAUUCCCCCGUUUUUUAAAAAUUGAUAUACACGUGCACGCAUGUGCUAUGUAGAGGACAAGUGCAAGGUUAAGGAACAUUGAAGAUUAUUUUUAAAGUGAAUAUCAGCAGCAUAUGUUUUAAAUAAAAGGCACAAAUAGCAGAUUAAGAAUUAUGCAGUUUAAAAAAGUAACACAUGUAAUUUUCGAUAUGGAUGGAUUGUUACUCGAAUCAGAAUCGGUUUACGACAACAUUAUCGGUUGUAUAGCCGAUCAAUACGGGAAAAGUUAUACAGAAGAUUGUAAAUUGAAAGUAUUGGGUACUCCCGAAGUGGACACUGCUAAAAUAGUAGUUAGAGAAUUAGGAUUACCAAUUACACCAGAAGAAUUCCUCAAAGUGUAUAAGAAAAAACAACAGGAUGAACUAGCACAUCCACCUCUAUUACCAGGUGUAAAAGAGCUAGUGAAGCACCUUUAUAAGAAUGAAGUACCGAUAGCGGUGGCAACGUCUUCUUCAUUAGAAGCCAUGCUACUUAAAACGAAAGAUCAUCAAGAAGUUUUCAAGUUGUUCAGUCACAUAGUUUGUGGUAGCUCAGAUCCUGACGUUAAAAAUGGAAAACCAGCUCCGGAUAUAUUUUUAGUUUGUGCUUCAAGAUUUCCUGAUAAACCCGAACCGUCUAAUUGUCUGGUAUUCGAAGAUGCUCCGAAUGGUGUGAGAGGUGCAAUAUCUGCGGGUAUGCAAGCCGUGAUGGUACCGGCUCCUUACGUUCCAAAAGAACUGACCAAACAAGCUACCCAAGUCUUACAUUCAUUAACUAGCUUCAGACCGGAAUUGUUUGGUCUACCAGCUUAUGACUAGUCAAUUUUUUUAAACACACGUUCUAAAGGACUUAAAAAUUCCUGCGGGUUAGAUAAUUUAUUUAGGUGCCGCUUCUUAGUAAUUUUUUUUUGCUAAAAUGGUAAUAUGAUUACAGGGUUACGUUACUGAUUUUUUUAUUAUUAAGCAAGACCCUGUUAUCUAGUAGUGCAAUUUUUUUCUGACUUUUUAACGUUAAUAAAUCCUUUAAAAACCUAAACUAUUCAUCUUACACAGAUUUUAUAUACUAGGUAUUUGUUUUUGAGCAACAUGUGUACUUAUUUUUAGACGAAAAUGGUAGAUUUGGAAGUUGAACACAAUUUAUGGUCUUUCGAACCGUAAAUGGAAGGCUCCAAGGACCAAAAAGUGUUUUUAAGGGUUUUAGUAUAGUGGUAGUGAAAAUAUCACCAAUAUUUCUAGGUAGUACAACCCAGUUGAAUGCUGUUGAUCUACUAAAUGAAAUUAAGUUAUUUUUUUAUUAUAAAAAAUUAGCUAAAAAGUGAAUUAUAGGGAUAUCUCCAAAAGUAAUCUCUCUUACUGAAAAUAACUUAUUAUUUAUCAAAGCUCUGGGACUGUAUGAAAGCUGUAUUACACAUAUUUAGUGUAGAAUUGCCAAAGGGGGGAUACAAUAGACUCUUUAGGUCGCUGAGCCCUUACAUAUCCUCUUCAUCUCAAUCUAAGUCUUCAAGUAAUCGGAAAAAAUGAUUUUUUGCAAUUCGAUGAAAUUUUUUUUGCUCUACAUGAAAGAAAAAACUAAAAAAAGUAUAGGAAUUCAACAAUUCACUUUGGGACUUUCUUUUUUGGCUUUCUCAAUCAAUAUUGUAUCUGAUUAACUUUACUGAGAGUCCUUUCUGUUUUUGUUAAUUUCUUUGGUUUAUCUGUUUGCUUUCUUUUCGGAAUUUAGUUGGAGAAAGCCUAUGACCGCAUUGUGUCAUUCAAAACCUUUUUACCUCGAUAAAAUUUUAGGAGAAAAACAUUUUUUUCCAAAAAUGUCCUGACUACUACUGCACUUCUACAUAGUCAAUUUGUUUCCUAUUGCUAAAUAUAAGAAUAUCGCGUAAACAGAUUCCAAUAUAUUUCGCAAUUUUACAAAUUGAAAGAAUUUUUAUUGAAAAUGUCACAAUUGAAGCUGAUAAUUUUGUUCUACAUAUUAAUAUUCUUCUAUUCUCUUACCUUUUCAAGCGUUUGUUCCUCUUGUGCCCCAUAUUUUCACUCUCAUUUUUUGUCUACUUUUUCUGAGUGUAUAUUUUCUUCUUUCGAUAUUAUUUCCUGCUUAAAUCACUUUUAAGUGUGAAGGUUUUUAUUCUUUUAACUCUCAUUUUAUUGUCCAUUGUUUUCUCAGUGUCUAUUUUCUUCUUUUGAUAUUAUUUCCUGUUCACAUAACUUUUUGUGUAUAUUUUCAUUAUUUCCUUACUCAUUUUUUUGUCCACUUUCUUCUCAUGACAUAUUUUUCGGGUUACAACACUUUUUUUGUCUGUUUUCAUACAUUCUGUAACUAUGUCCAUAAAAUCUCUAUCUACGAGAACCGAAUCAAUAUUUUCCAAUAGUAUCUGUUUCAGUUUCUAUCACUGCCCGCUUUUUUACUUUCCUAUCGAUCUUGUUUCAAUUGAUUUUCUUCAUAAAUUAUUUUUUUCAGUUUCGUUAUUAUAUAGUUGAAAUUGAAAUAAACCGAUUAUUUUGCUACGUCUUAUUUAAGGUUAAACAAAAUGGUUCCAUGUUUGUGCAUAACUAGCUUUGUUAGCGGAUCAAUUUAGAAUCGAUACCGAAUCGAUGUAAUAUACGCAUGCUUGAUGAACUGAAUCGAUGUAGUCUGAAUUUAAAACUAACGAUUUUGAAAGUACGCAUGCGAUUUGACCCUAAUUUCGCAAUCAACGCCGAUUCAUAAAUUUGUCGUUGCUGCCGUAAACCUAAAAAUUUUGUUACUCUUUUUGACGUUUGUACUACUUUUUGUUUCGUGAUAUGUUUGUAAUCUGGUUUUAUGGACGAUAUUAUGGAGACGUCAAAUGGUAACUUUUGCAUUUCAAUUUUGUAACAACAAACGGCACUUUUUUGUACUUGUUCACUUUGAUUAUUUUAUUUGUUGUACCCUCACUUCCAAGUCUGCCAUUUUGUUUUAUUUUCUCACAGUAUUAAAAUGAUAUAAUUUCAAUUUUAAUAAUUGAGGUUAUAAAUUCUUUGACAUUUCUAGUAUUCAAAAUAUUAAAUGACAUUUUGUAGUAUAUUUAUUAGUACCUCUGAUGAAAUUAUAUUUUUAGAUAGAUAUUUAUUUAUUUUUAAUAAUAAUACCAAAGAGUUUAACAACGCUUCUCAGUAUUAUUUGUUGGAUAUUUAUUUAAAUUCAGUUAUAUGCAGAGUUUUAGAAAAUAAAUUUCUAAGAA